This is a messenger RNA of Cyclopterus lumpus (lumpfish), 501 nucleotides long. RefSeq names its product slit homolog 2 protein-like. The record is from RefSeq and is a predicted model, not a curated record. Lineage: Eukaryota; Metazoa; Chordata; Actinopteri; Perciformes; Cyclopteridae. The transcript has 5 exons. Bases 1 to 501 code for a protein of 166 amino acids. Gene Ontology annotation, molecular function: protein binding.
AUGGUGGGAGCUCUGAGCCCCGCUGGCCCCGGCCGCUCCCCGGUGACCGCGCUGGGGCUUCUGGUGGCCGUUCUGCUAUCGGUCCUGUCCGGCAGAGCGAACGGACAGCCCUGCCCGGCACAGUGCGCCUGCACGGGGACUACAGUGGACUGUCACGGCCAGGGGCUCCGCAGCGUGCCCAGGAACAUACCCCGCAACACGGAGAGACUGGAUCUGAACGCAAACAACCUCACUAAAAUCACCAAGGCGGAUUUCGCCGGACUGAGGCAUCUGCGAGUGUUGCAGCUAAUGGAGAACAAAAUCUCCACGAUGGAGAGGGGGGCCUUCCAGGACCUGAAGGAACUGGAGAGACUGCGCCUGAAUCGGAAUAAUCUGGCCGUCUUCCCCGAGCUGCUUUUCCUGGGAACGACAAAGCUUUACAGACUGGAUCUCAGCGAGAACCAGAUUCAGGGGGUCCCGAGGAAAGCCUUCAGGGGAGCCGUGGAGAUCAAGAACCUGUAA